Molecule: messenger RNA, 912 nt
Organism: Corvus hawaiiensis (hawaiian crow)
Lineage: Eukaryota; Metazoa; Chordata; Aves; Passeriformes; Corvidae
Gene: LITAF
Product: lipopolysaccharide induced TNF factor
Exons: 4
Coding region: 335-781 (148 amino acids)
Biological process (GO): regulation of cytokine production
Molecular function (GO): zinc ion binding
Source: RefSeq, a predicted model, not a curated record
GCAGUAUGGUCACCCUGGAGCCUUCUCUUCUCCAGCCUGAACAACCCCAACUCUCCCAGCCUGUCUCCAUAGCAGAGGUGCUGCAGCCCUUGGCACAUCUUCAUGGCCACCUCUGGACUUGCUUCAGCAGCUCCACGCCCUUGUUAUGUUGAGGGCCACAGACUUGGAUGCAGCCCUGCAGGUGGAGUUUCAUGAGAGUGGAGCAGAGAGAGAGAAUCCACUUUCUUGGCCUGCUGGCCACACAUCUCCUCACAGGACCAGAUUUCUACUUCUAAUAAGGCCUGCUGUGCGUGGACAAGAGGGCUGAGGCCCUGUCUCCAUACCAAAGUAUAUAAUGUCUGCUCCAAGUGGCAACUCUGUCCCACCUGCACCACCUUCUUAUGAGGAAACCGUAGGAAUCAAUGUGAACUAUCCUCACCCCUAUCCCAUCCCUGGCCCUGGACAGAAGAAGCCAGAUGGGAAGGGAAUGAACCCUCCCCCAUCCAUGGGACAGCCUCCACCAGCAAAUAACCCCAUUACUGUUCAGACGGUGUAUGUGCAGCAGCCAGUGCUGUUUUAUGACCGCCCGGUUCAGAUGUCCUGCCCUUCCUGUAACCAGGUGAUAGUGACACGUCUCUCGUACGACGCAGGAGCUUUGACCUGGCUGUCAUGUGGUGGCCUCUGCCUGCUGGGGUGUAUAGCAGGCUGCUGCUUAAUUCCCUUCUGCAUUGAUGCCCUAAAGGAUGUGGAUCACACCUGUCCGAAAUGCAAUACUCUUCUUGGUUCUUACAAACGUUUAUAGGCAGUGUUUAAACACUGAUGGAUGAAGUUAGUUAGCACCUCUACAAGCCCUCUCUGAAGCUUCAUGGAGACUUCCUGUUUUUUCUGUGCAUCCUAUCACUGGAAACCAAUAAAAAGUAAUGUUUAUUACUA